AUGUCGAACGAAGACAAUGUUAUACCAGGACAAAGUUGGAUUAUGUGUAAUAUGUGUUGUCGUCCAGCAUCAACCUCAUCUUCACGUGUUUCAUUUUAUUUGACAAAAUGCGGUCACAUAUUUUGUAACAAAUGUUUAAUUACGUCUUCCCGAGAUGUGACCCGUAUAUGUAUGUACUGUAAGAAGAAGAUUACAAUUUGCAGGAUUAGCCGCGAUAUGCCUCAAACGGUUCAAACAUAUUUUCGAUGUCCCAGAGAAUUAUUAGCUGAAUCAAUGGUUGAAAUUAUGCAAGUAAUCAGAUUUCAAACAAUGCACGCUGCAUAUUUGGUGAAGCGCUUUAAUAUGAUGCGAAUUAAUUACGAGAAACUUCGUCGGUUUUGUUUCGAAGUUCUACACAAGAAAAAGGCUUUGGAAAGGGAGCUGAUGAGUAAAGUUGGUCUUUCACAGCAUAGCAAUAUAUCAGCUGACGACAUGAACACUCCUGUAUUGCGAUCAGUUACUUCAUCCAAAAGUUUACAUUUGGUACGAAAUGUGGGAACGUCAAAAACAUCAGUUGCCUCCGAAAAUAUAUCGAAAUCUGGUAUGGAAUCAUUAAUUAUUGAAAAUUCGACUUGCUCUCUCAAUGAGUCGAUGAUUGUUGAUAUGGCAAAAAUAUCAGUAGAGAAUUCAGUGGUUCUUCGAAUGUCUCAUGAAAACCCAUCAGCUUGGUGA
Messenger RNA from Cercopithifilaria johnstoni, 711 nucleotides. The record is from the annotation of a GenBank genome assembly. NCBI's taxonomy places the organism in Eukaryota, Metazoa, Nematoda, Chromadorea, Rhabditida, Onchocercidae.